This is a messenger RNA of Pestalotiopsis fici W106-1, 1053 nucleotides long. Its product is annotated as Septin spn4. Lineage: Eukaryota; Fungi; Ascomycota; Sordariomycetes; Amphisphaeriales; Sporocadaceae. Gene Ontology annotation, biological process: cytoskeleton-dependent cytokinesis. The record is from RefSeq and is a predicted model, not a curated record. The transcript is spliced from 4 exons. The coding region runs from base 1 to 1053 and encodes 350 amino acids. Gene Ontology annotation, cellular component: septin ring; cell division site; cytosol. Gene Ontology annotation, molecular function: GTP binding; GTPase activity; molecular adaptor activity.
AUGGUGGCUGGCGAGUCCGGUCUGGGCAAGACCACCUUUAUCAACACCCUCUUCUCCACCACCAUCAAGAACUACGCCGACCACAAGCGACGACACCAGAAGCAGGUCGACAAGACCGUCGAGAUUGAGAUCACAAAGGCCGAGCUGGAGGAGAAGUUCUUCAAGGUCCGGUUGACCGUCAUCGACACCCCGGGUUUCGGCGACUAUGUCAACAACAGAGAUUCAUGGAUGCCCAUUAUCGAGUUCCUUGAUGACCAGCACGAGUCGUACAUGCUCCAGGAGCAACAACCCCGCCGAAAUGACAAGAUCGAUCUUCGUGUACACGCAUGCUUGUACUUUAUCAGACCCACCGGUCACACCCUGAAGCCUCUCGACAUUGAGGUCAUGAAGAGGCUGUGCUCGAGAGUCAACCUCAUUCCCGUUAUCGCCAAGGCCGACACCAUGAGCCCGGCCGACCUUGCCAAGUUCAAGGCCACGAUCCAAGCUGUCAUCGAGGCCCAGAACAUCAAGAUCUACCAGCCCCCAGUUGAGGAGGAUGAUGAGGCUGCCGCUCAACACGCCCGCGCCCUGAUGGCUGCCAUGCCAUUUGCUGUCAUCGGUUCCGAGAGAGAUGUCAAGACUGGCGACGGAAGAAUCGUCAAGGGCCGUCAGUACUCGUGGGGUGUGGCCGAGGUUGAGAACGAGGAUCACUGCGACUUCAAGAAGCUCCGAUCGAUCCUGAUCCGAACCCACAUGCUGGAUCUCAUCCACACCACCGAGGAGCUGCACUACGAGGCCUACCGUGCCCAGCAAAUGGAGACCCGCAAGUUCGGCGAGGCCAGGCCACGCAAGCUCGACAACCCCAAGUACAAGGAGGAAGAGGAGGCGCUGCGCAAGCGUUUCACCGAGCAGGUCAAGGUCGAAGAGCAGCGUUUCCGCCAGUGGGAACAGAAGCUCAUCGCCGAGAGAGACCGUCUCAACAAGGAUCUCGAGCAGACUCACGCCCAGAUCAAGCAGCUCGAGGGCGAGCUCGAGCAAAUGCAGGGCAGCGCUGCUCGCAGCGGUCGUCGUUAA